This is a messenger RNA of Lasiodiplodia theobromae, 852 nucleotides long. RefSeq names its product Short-chain dehydrogenase/reductase SDR. Bases 1 to 852 code for a protein of 283 amino acids. The record is from RefSeq and is a predicted model, not a curated record. Gene Ontology annotation, molecular function: oxidoreductase activity. Lineage: Eukaryota; Fungi; Ascomycota; Dothideomycetes; Botryosphaeriales; Botryosphaeriaceae. The transcript has 3 exons.
AUGGGUUCGGCACAGCAAGACGUCCAAUUGAAGGACUUCAACAGCAUCUUUCGUCUCGAUGGCAAGGUAGCUGUUGUGACGGGCGGUUCUCGUGGCCUGGGUCUACACGCCGCAUCUGGCCUCCUCCAGGCCGGCUGCUCGAAAGUCUUCAUCACUUCCCGCAAGGCCAAAGCGUGCGAGGAAGCCUGCGCAGCACUCAACGCGCUCCCGAACAAACACCCUUCCGCUAAGGCUAUCUCGGUGCCGGCAGACAGCAGCAAGGUCUCCGAAAUCGAGCGGCUGGUGGCCGAGGUUGCGAAGCACACGGACAAGGUCGACAUUCUGUUCGCCAAUGCGGGCGCAACAUGGGGCGCGAAGUUCGAUGAUCACCCCGAUAACGCAUUCAGCAAAGUCAUGGACUUGAAUGUGAAGAGCGUGUUCUUCACGAUCCAGAAGUUCGCACCCCUCCUCGAAAAGGCAGCCGGGCCCUCGUCGCCGGCGCGCGUCAUCGUAACGGGCUCGACAGCAGGCGUGGGAAUUGGAAGCACGGGGGCGAACAGCACACCGGCCUACUCGGCGUCGAAGGCAGCGGUACUGCACCUCGCGCGUAACCUCGCGGUCGAGCUGGGGCCGCGUGGCAUCCUCGUCAACGGCAUCGCGCCCGGCUUCUUCCCGUCCAAGAUGGCUAACGGGCUGAUGGAGGCGUCGGGCGGUCAGGAGAGGCUGGCUGCCAGCAACGCGAACGGCCGGCUCGGCCAGCCCGAAGACAUCGCAGCUGCGGUCGUGUACUUGAGCAGUAGGGCGUCGGGGCACGUAAAUGGGGAUACGCUCGUGCUGGAUGGAGGCCAAGUGCUGGUUAGACCAUCGCUCUGA